UCCACAGGUCACAGAUGGAGGUACCAUCAAGCAGAAAAUCUUCACCUAUGAUGCGAUGUUUAAUACAAAUUAUUCUCAUAUGGAGGACUACCGCAGACGUGAAGAUCUUGUGUACCAAUCGACCGUCCGGCUCCCAGAGGUACGGAUUUCAGACAAUGGGCCUUAUGAAUGCCAUGUGGGCAUAUACGACCGUGCAACAAGGGAGAAGGUUGUCCUUGCUUCAGGAAAUGUUUUUCUUACAGUUAUGUCACCUCCAAACAACAUAUCAGUGCUGGCAGAGAACACUCCAGCCCCCUUCAGUCGAUACCAAGCCCAGAAUUUCACUCUUGUCUGCUCUGCAAAAGGAGGGAAACCAGCCCCAUCGGUGAGUUAAAGAUGUUUUUUUUUAUUUC
Messenger RNA from Fundulus heteroclitus (mummichog), 392 nucleotides. RefSeq names its product immunoglobulin superfamily member 21-like. Gene Ontology annotation, biological process: homophilic cell-cell adhesion; heterophilic cell-cell adhesion. The record is from RefSeq and is a predicted model, not a curated record. The transcript has 3 exons. Gene Ontology annotation, cellular component: adherens junction. NCBI's taxonomy places the organism in Eukaryota, Metazoa, Chordata, Actinopteri, Cyprinodontiformes, Fundulidae. Bases 56 to 373 code for a protein of 105 amino acids.